Xyrichtys novacula (pearly razorfish) is the source of this 22540-nucleotide messenger RNA. Lineage: Eukaryota; Metazoa; Chordata; Actinopteri; Labriformes; Labridae. The record is from the annotation of a GenBank genome assembly.
AUGUUGGCGUGUGCCCGCAUUGGAGCAGUGCACACUGUGGUGUUUGCAGGUCUCAGCUCAGAGGCUCUGGCAGGCAGGAUCCAGGAUGGUGAGUCAAUGUGCACAGAGGUCUGAAUUUGUUUAAUAGUACAGGACAGGGUUUUUAUUUAUCUUGACAGAGUCAGACAUAUCUUUGGGCAGCCUCUACUGGACCCAAUGGGAACUGCAGUAAAUAUAUCAUUUUACCAGACUCUAAUCCAAACACUGACAUUAGUGUAGAUGCACACUCUCUUUAGGAAUUAAAAGCCCAUUCAUUUUAACCCCAGACCAACAGGAGUGUUUGAGUAGGUUUUUGUUAGAAUAAUCUGAAUGACGGGGUACUGCAGAGGUUGACAGAAGUUAAUGUGCGGGGAUAUGUGGGAGAGCUGUCAGCUGUCAGAGAGAUAAGAUGACCCAUGUAAAGGCAUGGUGGAAAGGCCACAGUGCGCAUGAACAACUCAGGUGUGUGUGUGUGUGUGUGUGUGUGUGUGUGUGUGUGUGUGUGUGUGUCCACAGCUCAGUGUAAAGCUGUGGUCACCUGUAAUGAAAGUGUGCAGGGUGGGCAGCGUGUUCCUCUAAAGCAGACCGUGGAUGCUGCAGUAAAGAGGUGUCCAACUGUCCAACAUGUGUUCGUUUCUCAGAGGACAGAGACACUUGCUGUCAUGGGGGAGCUGGUUGUCACCCUGGAGAAGGUGAAUAAAUGUCUAACACACACACACACACACACGCACCUACGCACGCAUGCACACACACACACACACACACACACACACACACACACACACACACACACACACACACACACACACACACACACACACACACACUUGAGUUACACACCUGAUUCAAGAAGCUGGUCAUCUAGGUUCUGAUUAAGGGUUUAAAUCAUAGACUGUAAAUAAAAUGGACGCCGUCUGCCUCCUUAUUGGGUGAAGCCACGCUGAGAACAGCACCCUUUGGUGACAGGCUGCAGUAUAGGUCAUAAAUCCUGCCUCCUCCAGCAAUCCCUAUGGAGCUGUGGACAAACUUUAGAAGUUAAUUACAAAGAACAUACAUUUUGUCCCCCCUGCUUGCAAUGUUGACAUGUAGUUACUGUAAGACUGGUUUGUGCUCAAGUCCUCUUUUUUCUGUACAACUCCAUUUUAAAAAGUCAUUAGGGGGUUCAUGUUUUCUAUGAUUGACACUUGAUACAGCCUAUGGGUGUAUGAAGAUUGUGUAGCUCACCCAGGGGGAUACGCUGUUUGAGCACGGUGGCUCUCCCGCUGAAUGCGAACAACGCUACUGCGUAAGUGGUGGUUCCAGGAAGUGGAGAAAAUCCCGGAAAUACUGAGAGCAAUACAGCUUCAAAUUCAUAUAAUGGUGGAAGGCGGAGCCAAGUUUUCCAUAGUAUAUAAAGUCUAUGGUUUAAAUUCACUGUACACAAAUCACUUUCAUAGUUGACACAGACACACACACACACACACACACACACACACACACACACACACACACACACACACACACACACACACACACACACACACACACACACACACACACAACCAGUUCAUAGUACACACAAUGUCUUGCAGGUAAUACCUGACUGGUAGCUUCAGUUGUAAGUUCAGUUGUAGAGGUAUUGCAACUUAGCAUGCUCCAUCUUUCAGACAAUGUGCUGUCAGCCUGGUAUCUUUCUGAGUAGUAUUAGUAUGAGUAGAAGUUGUAUGAGAAGAACAAGUGUCAGUUGAGGCUCUGGUAGCAGUAGUAGUAAUAUUAAUCAUAGUUGUCUGUUUGUAUCUCUCCCAGGUUAACCCCUGUCAGUCUUAAGCAGUGAAACUUGUAGUACUAUACAUUAUAUUAUAUUUUAGUACCUUUUCAUUUUUAUCUUUUUAUGUGGAUGAUUCUGAAGUUGAGUAGUACUUGAUAUAAACACAAUGACAGUUAAAUAACAGUAUAAGCUGUACAGUAUAAGACUAGUAUUAAUGUGUCAUUUUUGUAUCUUUUAGGCAAUGUCCUCACUGAUUUGUCAGUCCUAAAACCAUUGGGACACUGUGUAAACUUAUUGUAGUAAAAAGUGUUGGUUUGAAAAUCAUUGAAAGACUACUUUGAAUUGAAAAGGGUGUAAAGACAGUGUAUCACAAUUGAAUUGUUCCAUGAAAAGUGUAAAAAUGUAUUAUUGUUCAGGAACAUGUUUCAUGUUCAUGUUCAGGAACAUGUUUUUUUUUCACAGGACUGUCUACACUGCAGUGGUAGUUGUACUAAGCUUAGAAGUAGUAGCAGUAGUAGUAUAAUCAGAACUAUUUGAUGCUGUGUCCUGCACGUGGUGUCCGAGCAGCCUGCAGCUAUCCUGUUGCAGUGAUAUUAGAAGUACUAGUUGUUUUUAUCAAUACAAUAGUUGUAUCUUUCAGGUGACAUCCCUUCAGUCUGUUGCUGUAAUAGUAGUCGAAGUAAAAGUAGUAGUAUAACCAUACAUUUUACAGCCUGGUUAGCCUUCAGUCUGCCCUGUUAGUAGCUGUAGAAGUAGUUAUUGUAGUAGUAUUAUCAUAACAGUCUUGUGUUGUGCAGGCGAUGUCCUGUCAGCCUGCCGUCUGUCCCCCAGAGCCCCUGGAUAGUGAGGAUCUGCUGUUUCUUCUCUACACGUCAGGUAGUACGGGGAAACCUAAAGGCAUCGUCCACACACAGGCUGGAUACCUGCUCUACACCUCUCUAACACACCAGGUACUGCUGUGUUAAUGAAGACUGAGCAUAAUUGGAUUUCUAAAUGUCAGAGUGAAGUUUUGAGAGAAUUGAAUGUGAUGUGAUAAAUGAGUCUCAGUGAGGGUUUAACUCAGUCACCUCCUUAUGAACGUCCCUGUUUAACACUGGAGCUGCUCGUCUCUAUGCUUCAGGGUUUUCAUGGGCAAGUGAAGACAAUGGGAAGCAGUGGGCUGAACACAAACGCUGCUGUUUGUCCUCAGAGUAGCGUGAGCAGCAUGUAGCCCUGCAGCCAAAUCUGCCCCAAAGCUUCAAAUUAGCUUUUUUUUCUGAUUGACAUGCAAAAACGUCUGCUUUCUCUGCAUGUGUGUUUGCAGGGAUUGACAUGAUGUUUAUGAUGAUAACUGAAUAUAAACAUAAACCAUAAUAACCUCCCAGCUCCAUCCUUACCAAAUAUUUAUCAGUGCUAAUUUCUAAAGCAGCUUAUUGGUUCAGGGUUUAAGGGGGUUGGCUCGAGACUUGUUUGGAUGAAAAAACAAAACAAAAGCUGCUUUAUCUGAAGAAGACAAGGACCACUGGGUGCAGGCCGGGGGGGGGGUUUGCUAAGUGCCACACAUCCACACAUCAGUGGAACCAGAUAUUUUCAAAAUUUGCCUUUUUUCCUCAAGAAAAUCCUGCCCACACAAAAGAUCUCUGAAUAUUUCUCUGUCCAAAAAAUGAUGCAGGAACUGUUGAUAAAACCAUUUAUUGGACCAGUAAGUGGUGAUACUGUGGAAUCAGUAUCAUGUAAAACACUGCAGACCAACAUUGGACACAAGUGUAGAACAUCCUCUUGAGUAAGAAAGGCAACAGAGGUCUUAUUAAGUGUGGUGUAUAUAUUUGCCCCCAUGCUUCAUAGUGAACACUGAUGAAGAGCGUCAAGGUUUCCCCGUAAACCUUUAUGUAAACUUCACAGUAUGUAGCAGACUUAUACAAAUCAGAAAUCACCAUCUUGCUGUAUGUACAUGUCAGCAACAAUUGCCAAGUGCAAGUGUGUCAGUGUUUCCAAAACUGGGUUUACCUGUGAACAAGAGGUGGAAAUGCAGAGAUAAAAUAUAUUCACAAACAUAUCCACACAUGUAUCCAGGGCCUGAAAAUACUGACUCAGCCUGCCCACCUGUCUGUCGAGUCAGCUGUGCACCCUAUUUUGCUGAACCUGUAACCUGAAUGCAGAGAGAGAAAUGAGCUCUUCAAACUGAAACCCUUUUUGAACCAGGCUAAAAACAUGUUUGUUUAUAUUUGUUACGACCCUUGCUCAGGGGAAGCAACAUAAGGGAGUUGAAACAACUCAAAGUUUUCUUCAAAAUGUGAAAAACAAUGGAAGGUAUGGGAGCUGGGACAGCAUGUCUGGUCUGGCUGCAGGCUGAGAGAGAGAGUGUGGAAGAGUCUCCCUUGGCUUUUAUAGACUGCCCACAGGUGCAGGUGAUCAGCUCGAUUAUCUGGUGGAGCCAGUAUAUGGAGGCCAGCAAGUGCCACAAAGGAGUCCUCAGGACAAUCAGCAGCUGACCCUGACUCCAACUCCAUCCCUCAUGUCUCUGUGUGAUUUCCACAGUAUGUGUUUGACUGUCGGGAUGGUGACGUGUUUGGCUGUGUGGGAGACGUCGGCUGGAUAGCGGGACACAGUUACAUUGUAUACGGGCCUCUCUGUAACGGCGCCACCACCGUCCUGUUUGAGAGCACCCCUGUUUACCCAAACCCAGGUUAGAAAGAACGCACACCUUCACAAGCUUCAGUUCUCUCACAGCCAAUAGGAAUGCAGAGCUGCUGUUCUAUAAUAACUCUUAGGGGAAACUGUGUCAGUGACACAAACAGAGCUGUACAGGAGGUGGAGUUUAAGUUGGUCCUGUUUUAAAGCUGUCACAGCGCCUUUUUCACAAAUGAACUCCAGAAAUUUUUCAGACAACCUGACAUUUUUCUGGACUUUCCCUCGAACACGUCCUUCACAGUGGGACAUGCUGAUAUUAGCUUUGCUCCCUCAACUUAAAUACUUUGCUUACUUGCUAAGUGUGAAUGUUCAAGACCACUUCAUGCUGUGUCCACACACUCAUUACAUUUAUGUUUGAAAAUAAUUUAGUGUGAUAGUCUGACUGAAACUAAGCUUUUAAAAUACAUGUUAACAAGUUGGAGUGAAGUCACUCUAAAUUUAACUUCUGAUAGUCUGACAUUUCAUACUUUCUCUUCCAUGUAUUCGCCUCAGUCAAACUCAAACUUCAGAUAGAGAUAAACACCCUCACCUCUCUGCACCUCCCACUGGAUUGCAACUAAACCACAGAGCACACAGACUGCCUCACAUUUGUUUUGUUGGUUUGGGAAGACAGGACAUGUUAUUGUUGUGCUCACUACUCAGCACUCUACAAUACACUCUAAAAUUCUCUCUGUUUAUGAGACCAUGACAACCAGAACUGUUCAGAGUGUUUUAAAGAUCCAAUCCUUGAAAAGCAAAGGUAAUCUGAGACUAUCACCCCUGAUGUUUGCUCUGGACAAGCAGAGGCUGCCAUCUUAGUUUGGGUCUACAGACCAAUCAGAGGAGGUACCUGCAAUCAGCUGGCCUGUAUACGUCCAAUCAGAAGCCCAGCUUUCCCAUCUCAAAAGACAAGUUGAAAUACAGAAACUCAUACUGAUUAAUUUAAAGAUUGCCCACAAAGAUAUUCUGCAGGUAUGAAUAAACUGAACCAAGAAUUGUAUUAAUUAGCUGAACAGAUUAUGGUUUUCUUAUUAUCAACAUCUGAUCAUUCGUCACCAUCAUUCCCCUGAUCCCUCACCAGACUGAUGACUUAUGAAGCUGAUUCAACACUAACAAGAUGUGCUUCAUCCAGAGCAACCUGCGAGGGCCACCCCUGAGAGCAUAGCUGUCAGGCUGGGGGCAAAAACCUGACCUUUGACCCUCCUCAUUCCAGUAAAAACUCUUUGGAAAAGUUGUUUCACAGUUUUAUAAUGAUACUUUUUAUGUUGGUGAACUGACAGCAGACUCCUCUCCACCUCCUGUCCAAAGAUGUGACUGUACCUGUCUCUGCCUGUGAACAACUAGUCUGAUAAUUUAUCAGUUUCCUCCUCUCAGGUGAGAGUUCAGAUCAGUGCAUGUGAUCAGGUUUUCACCUGCUCUGAGGUCUUUGAAGCAUUGCGGGUGUAAUGAUAGGUUGUUCCAGUGUUUUGUUACUGAUUCAUAUUGUUAUUGUGGGUUUAUUACCUUCUGGUGUAGACUCACAGGUGUUUAUCCCACCUUGUAGAUUUCACUUCCUUGUUUCCUCAGAGCUCUGAUUGGCUGGUGUUCACAGGACACAACACAACAGAAAGUCUCUUCAUUGGGAUGUGACCUUUUUGUCCUUGUGAUGUCUCCUUCAACCCUUGACCUCUUUAAGCUCAUUGGUUGGUUAACUGGCAGUUUUAAAGGUGAUAUCAAAGAGGGGAGACUGAUGAGGAUGAAUAACAAAGACUCUGUUUACCUCUUGUAUGCUCUUUAAUGACUGCAGUCCUACUCCAAAGAUCAGCAAGCAUUUCUUUAAAAAUGUUAAAGUAGGGCCUAUAACAAACUGAAAUCACGACAAUGGGUUACUCAGAUCUUUUUCCCAAACUUUUUUCUUCUGCCCCUUAAUAUUGACUCUUAAUAAGUUAAAUCAUCUAUGAAUCACUUCAAAUUUGCUCUUAAUGUUUCCUGGUCAAGAACUGGUCAGAAAAUACCAUCUCCAUUUUAAUCAGCAUCAUUUAAUGUGUUCAGUAAAGUUCAAAGAUAUUUCAUACCAAAAAUUGUCUUAAAAGUCCCACUUGGAUUAAUUUUUUUUUACUACUUAAAGUGUUCUCAGUGGUCUUUCAACUGUGAUUAUGAAGUUUUUAGUUAAAAUCACCUUACCUGUGUCAUUUUCAAGGACUUUUCUUCUGCAGAGCUCCAGUAGCUCAUUAGCAAUUCACCUCUGAGGCCCGAACUACACGAAUGCGGAUAUAUUUCGAACCGCACAUAUUUAUGUCCGAUUAGGCCUCCCUACCACACCAAAACGGGAGUUUGGAACACUCAAACCGGAUAAAUCUGAAUACGAAACAACAAGUGGAUCCCGUAUCCGUAGUCGAUUCAUGUGGUUGGACUUUUACGGAUCGAUGACGUCAAACCGCAGCUCGCGCAUGCGAAUUAAAAAGAAAAACAACAACAACGAUGGCGGACAGACAGGGUAUUCUUUACAUUUGUUUUGCCCUUUUGGGGCUAAUGUCAGCCUUGCAAGUGAACCUUGUUUUAUACAAUUACAUCCACCAGUCAGCCAGCUCACAGAGGCGUCUGCUGCGCCCAAUACUUUUAUUGGUCACAUGGUCCGUCACAUGGACCCGACGCACUAGCGUAGCUUCCGCAAACAAUGCAUGACGCAUCACGCUGUUACGAUUCAUCGGCCAAUCAGGUAGCUUUGUUCCUGAAUUUUUUUUAAGCAGCACCAGAUAGGAUUGAGUUUGAAGGCUACGUGUGGACGCAGAUAUUUUUGAGAACUAACACGUGUGGACAGAUACAUUUAUUUAGACGGGAGUACAAAAAUAUCCUGAUAAAUAAAUAUCUAUAUACGUGUAGUUUGGGCCUGAGUCGUGGGCCAGCAGAUUUGAGGACCCUUGUUGCGUGGGCAGAGACAGCGCUGCUCUGCACACUCCUCUUCAUGCUAGCCUGUAGCCUAACAUUGCCGGAGUAGUAGAAGUGGUAGGUAAUACAAGAGCUGUUCAGCUCUCAGACGUUAAUGUCUUUGAGGGCAUGGUGAAAGCUAAUGUCAUAAUUAGUUUUCUUACAAGCAUUGCAAUCCACUAACGCACACGCUUGUUCUGCUUUCAUCCUCUCUUCUUCUCUGAGUCUGGCCUGCAAAGCGGGGCUCUGGGGGUGGAGCUUGUAGUUGUGACGUAGAAAAUCUCACUGUCUCUGAACUUGCUGUUUGGGUCUGCAAGAGGUUCAAAGUGAUUUGAAUGAAGAAAUACUCAGAAAUGCAAUUUUGCACUUAGUUUUCUCAUGAUAUGUCCUGCAACUUUUGAAAAAUGCCGUAUGAACAUUUAGACAACAAGAAAAACAUGGUUUUCAUCAGAGUGGGUCUUUGACUAGACUUGUGACAUAAAAGUUACAUCUUGUCUGAUGGAACAAAGUGCUGCCAAAAUAUUCAAAGUUCACUCUAUACAGGUGAAGAGUCAAAAUCACACCUGAAGUAAAUGCUGUGGGUUUUAUCACAGCUAUCAAUUUGAGAAAGACAUCUCCUACAGUAACACAGAGGGAAAGAUCUAGUACCAUUUUAGAUCAUAAAGAGGCAUCAGUUAUUAUUUUAGUCUGGUUAAAUACCAGGUAACUGGUAUUGUUUAACGUUUUGUGUGUGUGUGUGUGUGUGUGUGUGUGAUCCUUCAGGUAGGUACUGGGAAAUGGUGGAGCGCCUGAGGAUUACUCAGUUUUAUGGCGCUCCCACAGCUCUGCGUCUGCUUCUGAAGUAUGAUGAGAGCUGGGUGAAGAAGUAUGACCGCUCAUCUCUGAGGAUGCUUGGCUCAGGUAACACUCAGCAAUGCCCCACAGUGGCUCCUGGGGAGGUGUUAUGAUGCCCAAAGAUGGUGGGGGCUAUAUUGGUCAUGCUGACUCUUACCCACAGUCACUCUUUGAUGACAGACAGAGAGGGCACACCUACCUGGCUAAGAACUACACACAUGCACUCUCUGUCAGACUUACCUUUCAUCUUUUUUCUAACAUGAACAAAUGAGCUUUACAGAAGUCCAGCCUGCAUACUUGUCAGGAAUGAGCUAUAGGGACCAAAAAUUCAGCAUAUUUGGUUUAGGCUAGCCAAGCUUAGUCCAUAUGAUAUCAGCUAAUGUUAAUAACAGCCCUAUCAGCUACAGCUCUGCCUGCUUCCUGCCCAUCUCCUUCUUUUUAUGCUGUCACAUACACGGGUGGAAGGGCCCCUCAGACCAGGGCCAUUCAUUCUAGCAAACAUGACUUAGUGUAUGAACAUGAUUCUUUUUGACAAAGUGGUCCUAGUUGACCUGGUCUUUGUUCCAGGAUUUGGACAUGUUCACUCUUGCUGUAAAUUUGGGGCUUUAUCCAGCAGUUCAGUGUUGACGUGGUCAAACCUUCUCAUAAGACUAUUUGCAGGUCCCAGCUGAUGUCUGAUAACAGAUCAGAGUCUGGAAAGAGUCUCUUCAGUGAGUUUUUACUGAUAUUAACAUCAUGAGAAAGAGAAAAAGAGUGAACUUUAUCUCAGUAACCAUCAUAAACAGUUUAUAUGGAAAGUUCCCUGAAGUGAGCACCAAUACAUUCAUCAAAAAUAUGACAAAGUUAACCCUUAAUCAUUUAAAAAAAAAAAGUUGUUUGCAGUUUAUCAGUUAAUCCUGUCAAAGUUAACCUGAUUAGCAAUGGCCCUCUGUUAUACUUUUUCCAUGCAUUGUAUUUGUAACUGUUUUCGUUUUUCUUUUCCUUCUUACCAGUAACAGGGAUUCAGGAUUUGUGCAUGGUGAAAUGUUACAGCACCAGUGUAAAGGUCAUUACACACCUGUGAAUUAGCGAAGCAACGUGAAAAAGCAGCACGAAAAUGCGAAAUAUCCGGCUUACGCUUUUCCUACACACACCUGGUGAGAUGCAAAAAGACGUGCAUAUUUGCUAAUAAAAUUUGCAACCGGGCAUCAGUUAAGUUCCAAAGAAUAAGACAUACCUUUCGCGGGUACUUCAACCCAGAGGCUGGACAAGUGCCUUGGCAAUAUGCUUGUGUUCACCAUGGUUUUCGUAUGUGGCACUCACGGGCAUGAACACAGACGCAUGAACAUUAGAACAUUGUAAAUAUAUUGUCUCCAUUAACCACCCUCUCCAUUUAUAGUAUAUAACAAUUAUUGUCAAUUAUUACGUCAUUCAUUUUUCAUUGUUUGUUACAUAUAUAUACUGUUUAUAUAUAUAUAUAUAUAUAUAUAUAUAUAUGUACACCAGUUUGACUGUUUUGUUUGAACCCAUACUGUAAAAAAUAAAAGCCAUGUUUCAUUUCUUUUAUCUUCCUCCUGCUGAGCCACUCCUUUCCUCAUUCUUCUUAUUUUUAUUGUGUCUCAUGUAAGUAUCUCUGAAGUUCUUCCACUGAGACUUAACUUUGCCCUCUAUAAAGUAGGAGCACAGUAGCAUUCAUUCUAUGAAUUGAGUAGAAAUGAACCCAAUGUAAACAAACCUCUCCGCCACAAUGAAACAAGCUAGUUUUUUUCAACAUGCAUUUUGAUUGGCCAGAUGUCUGCAAAUGUUGGCAAAACUUACUACCGGGGUGAAAGAAUUAUAGUCACUUUUUUCGCUCUGCGGAAGUUUGUUGCCAGUGUGGAAGCAAAUUAGAAAAAAGCAAAUUAUUCUCUUACGACCGCAAAUACGACCUGGUGAGUCAUGACCUUUACUGUAUGUCUAUGUGAACUGAACAAAUAAAAUAAAACAAUGAAUUACAAUUAAAACCUGUUUAAAGUCUGACUGUCCACCCUCUUCUUGAUGAAACAGAGAGCGUCUCCAUGAUCCAAGUCCACUAUAAGAUUGAAUCUGAACACAUUAUAACCAUAAAGCUCUUUAAAUGAUCUGUCUCUGUUUGUCCCUGAUCCAUUUUAUCGUGGUUCUUCUUUCUCAGGUUAACUGAGUCAACUCUGAUGUUUCAUUUCUGAUUUUGAGAUUUGAUUUGAUUCAUUAUCCUCCUGAAAACACCUCAAUUUUGACCUGAGUUAUCAGACACAGGCUGAUUACUAUAAGCUGUAACUGACCAGCCAACCUGUUAACAACACACAAACAGACUGUGUGUGUGCAGUUGGAGAGCCCAUCAAUCACGAGGCCUGGCACUGGUUCCAUGAUGUGGUUGGAGAUGGACUGUGUCCUAUAGUGGACACCUGGUGGCAGACAGGUGAGUGAUGCUAAGGUCAAAACACACACACAUUUACACACAGUCAUGCACAGCAGAUGCAGUUUGUUUUAUUGCCGCAUGUCAGCAGUGUGUUGGAGUAUAUCCACAGUUUAUUAUCAGUAAAGGGUCUGUACACUCUUCUGUUUUUAUGAGGUGACUGACCUACAGAAAGUCUCUGAUGCUUUUAUUCUUUCAUUACAACUUGUAAAACCCUCUCGAGUAUAAAACUCAUUCUCUAAGAGAUUUUUAUUAUAGAGCUUCAAAGACUGACAGAGAGCAAGUUCAGGUGGGGUUGAUGCUGUAAUGAUGCUGUUUACAGCUUUACAGGACAGAAACCAAAUCACACACAAGGACAAACUGUGCAACCAAAUCAAUAAAAUAACUAACUAACUAACUGGCCUAGAUCCCGCACAGUGAAUCCUUUUUAAUCCCUUUUUCCAGACAUGUAGGGCUAUGGAGCUGUACAAACACUUGGUGUUUCAUUUGUCUUUAUAAAGCAUAUGUCAUACUACUGCAGGUGACAGAGAGUGUUAAGGUCCUUACACACCGGGCGAGAAUUCGCCGGCGAAUUGUUCGCCUUUUUUUAAAACAGCAUAAAGUCAAUGCAAGCUUCCACACCGGCGGCGAUUUUUCCGCAGGCGAAAAGCCGCUUUUAUUUUUUCGCUCCUGUGUCGAAUUUUUCGGAUAUUCGCAGGCGAAUAUCUGGACCUGCUAGACCUCUGGCCAAUCAAAAGUCAUGUUGUUGAUGACGUCACAGACCCAUACGGCUGGAGGAGAGGGAGAAGUUUGAGAUUAUGAAUACGCAGAGAAAGGCAGCUGAGGUGCAUCCAAAACUCUUUCUAAUUACUAAUGAAGUAGUUUCCUCACAAGAUGACACUCUCUUGUCUUCCACCUCGCAUCUCCUCUCCUCCGUGCCGCAAAACGACUUCAUUAAUUCGCUUUGCAAAAAAUAUACGCAUAUUCGCUUCGCGGCCGGUGUGCAUAGGCGAAAGCGAUUUUUCGGACCGGUGAAUAUUCGCAAUUUUCGUCUCGCUUUUUCGCUUCGCUCCGCAAAUUCGCCAGUGUGUAAGGACCUUUACUCUUUAACGUUGUCCCAACAAUGGUUCCUAUUAUUAACUCUGAGUCCUCUCUGUGCCUGCUGUACUUUGGUGUGGCAUAAAGUAAUCCAGACUUCAUCCUGUUCAGUUUUUUGGGGAGACUGUAAUGUUUGCCUGCUUUGUGUGUGAGCUGUGGAGUCACUCCCAUUUACUUUGUUCAGAUUGGGUAACUGAGUAAGAAAUCAGGAUCCUGAAUAUGAGAUGAUCACACUUUUUCAAAUAUGUUUUACAUGAGAAAAAAAACUGUGUUGUAAUCAGACCUCCACAGUUAAUUAUACCUGUAAACUCUGCAAACAUAAGACAUAAGCUUUGAACCACCUCUGAACCAGCGCUAACACCAGGACCACUGGUGGAAAAGGAUGACCACCACAGUGUCCUUUUGACAUCAUAAUUUUGACCCUCUGAGACACCCCAGCCCCCACCCCCAAGCUCUCCAUUUCUAGAAAACUUCAGAGGCAGUCUGUCUGUAAAAAAUGUCUGUUGGACUCAUGUAAACCAAUUGAAUAUAAACCAAAUCCUAGAUGAAGUCUGAGAUGUGCUUCAUCUGGGUCUUUCCUCUUGUUUGUUAGCUUGUUUGGUUGUUGGACUAUUGAUCCGAUUGUGAGUCGGUCUGACUCUCUUUUUACUAAAGCUUAAACCCUAAUUUAACAGAUUAGCAGCAGAACAUCUGCAGCUCUGCAGCAGGAAAAUGAAUCGCGAUUAAAUUCUCAACACACUUACACCCCCUUCGCCCCACAGACAAGACAGUCCAGGAUCACUGACACCGCUCUAUGAGUGUGUGUAUGUAUGACCUAAUUCCUCGACAAUUACUCCACAGAGCCCUCAGUGUGUGUGUGUGUGUGUGUGUGUUGUUUUUAAAUCAGUCUCUAAACUCUCUGCCAGCUGCUUCUUUCUUUAAGAAGAGGAGAAAUCCCCAAUAAAUUAAGAAAUUAAAGGAAAUUAAAGCUGCAUGUUGGAAAAAAAAUCUGAUGCCCCCUGCUGGCAGUUAAAGGACGCUGAGUCAAAGUUCAAAAGUGGAGUCUACUCGUAUCUGUGAAACUGUCUACACAUGUUCACACUUGUCAGGUCUAAGAAUAAUCUACCUAAGUGGUUAUUUUCUGUUUUUAAUGUUCUUGCCUGUGAUUCAUCAGUUCAGGCACAUAUGGGUUAGUAACAAGGGCCAUCCUGUGUUUUUUUUUUUCUUGUUGAUACUGAUCUGAUCUGCACACUGCACCAAAGAAGUGUUACUGAAUUAAAAAACAACACAGGAGCCAUGAUGAAAGAAACGAGUCUUUUAAACCUUUCUAUGAACUCAGAAAUCUGAUUUUUCUUUGUAACCAAAACAUUGCUGAUAUACAGUUCUGCUGGAAAGUGAAAAAUUCUCUCAGUUUGUCUCUUCUCUUUGACAUUUAUCAAAUCUGUCUCUCUCAUCCUGUACAGACCGGAUGAGUCUGUAUUGCCCCUCGUCCUGCAGAGGAAGGAGCACCCAUCAUUCCAACAAUGGCCAUGAGGCCGUUUUUCGGCAUCCAGCCAGUCCUUAUGGGAGAGAAGGUGACUUGCACACUGAGCAGAGCAACCACAAAAGUACCUCUGCAAACACAAAGAAAGGAACCACACUUAAACAAAUGUUGUGCUGACUCAAUGUAAAAAAUUGAUGUAACAAUUUGCAUGGGCAUUUUCAAGUUCUUUCACCUAGUAUUGAGUACAUGCCACAAGACUUCUCUGGUUAGGCCACCUCAAUUACUCUAGUACAAGCAAUAUGAUUUUCCUGGUCCUCUACAAGCUUAUUGAAGUUAAACAGACUUCAUUUUAAUUGUGUUAAAAUGACUUUUUUUAGUGAUUCUAACUUAUUACUUUUCCUUUCAUCUACUCAGAAAUGUCCAUGCAAAUUGUCACAUCAUUAUUUUUGUACAAGAACUUAUUUAUCUCAGUCAGAAUAACUCACACAUUUAAAUCUCAGUUUUAUGAUCUGUUUAUUUAAACACCAGUCAGCACCUCACUUACAGUAACAGGACUGAGUGUAUAUUCACAUUUUACAUCAAAAUGUAACCUAAAAUAAAUCAGGAAACUCACAACAUAAAAUAGCACUGUAAAACUCUCAGAAAGAUUGAACCUAUUGAUGGUCCUGCUCUUGAGACUGAUUUGAGAGCGGACCAUGAAGCUAUUGCUGCUCAAACCUCCAACACUUUUACGAAUUGUAACUACAUUUAAAAGAAACAAAGUAAAAAGUACAGAAAACCAGUGCCAAUUAAAACCUGCCAUUGUAAAACUAAACUAAACAAACACUAAUGUUAGAGCGAAUUAUUAAGAUUACUGCUAGCUUACACAUUACCACUGCUGACCAUGUGUUAAACAGUUUAUUGUACUGUUGUACUGUCUGCUGAUGCAGUUAUUAGCUGUAUAAAACGAGUCAAAAUUGUACUCACCAAGCAAACUCAUUUCUCCAACUCUUGUAGAGGACCAGGCUUAUCAUGUUGCUUGUACUAAAGUAAUUCAGCUGGCCAAACUAGAGAAGUCUUGAGGCAUGUACUUAAUACUAGGUAAGUUUAAAAGACCUUGAAAAAUAUCCAUCCACAUUGUUACAUCAAUUAUUGAAAGUUGAGUCAGCACAUCAUUUUUUGAGAGUGUAGGGUCAUUUCGAUCACUUUGCAGUCCCUCAUAUGUCCUUGCAGUGGUUUUGCAUCUUACUUUUUUCCUUUUGGUGGUCCCAUAUACUAUGUCUUCCCAUGGUGGUUUUGCAGCUGUCUAUCAUUGUUUUACCAUCUGUUUUAUCUAACAGUGAUCACUUUGCAUCACUUUAUUUGUCUUUUUCCCCUCUGACAUCUAUUUGAGGUGAUUUUGCAUAAUCUUUUUUCACAUUAUGAGUGUUAUGAUCUGUUCAUGUCAAAUUUCAGAUGCACAGACAGACAGCAGUUGUGCACCUGUGCUUUAGAGUCUGUGUUCAUGUUGCCUCACCUUUGCAGCUGUCUUAAAAAUGGUCCAAGUAAAGAUGAGCCCAUGUGCUGUGUGGAAUAAAGAAGAAAAUGUUCCGCUUCUGUUGGUGACAGAGAGAGCCAGUGUUUCCUUCCAGUGCGCUUUAGAUGGGAUCCUCGAUCAAUCUCUGCUUUUCAUUAACCCUACUUGAUCUCUGGACGUGAGGGGUCACACCAUCCUUGGAGUGACACCCUCUCUCUUUCGAGGUUUAAUCUUAGAGUUCAGGCGGUCCAGCGGCAUAUGUUUGCUUUGAUUAACAGACUUUCAGGCUCAGUUGGGAUGAUCACUGCUCCCCCAAAUUAAUUAUCCACUAGUUUCCCCAUUUUGCCCUCUCCCUGGGUUAAAGAGCUCUAAUCUGACGUUUUUUUCAUCAGCGCUGUUACUGCUUGGUCUAGAUUAGAUUUCAUUAGGCUUCCUUCAGUUUCUCACUUCAUCCUGGGAGGAGGUCACUUCACUUUCAUGCCAAUCCUCUCAGCAUUAACACUGACUGCUCUGUGAGGCUGAUGAAUGCAGCCCUGAAGUGAUUAUUAGACAGUUUGUGCAGGAUUUCAUUUGUACCACUUAACACUGGCCUCAUUUUCCGAGCAGACAGACAGCAACAGUGUUUACACACAACACAAGCAAGUAAUUCUGAUCUGAUAUCAUAUGUCACUGUGGAUCUUUGGUUCAAUUAAAGUGGCUCAAACUCUCCUUCUUAAACCCUCGAAGGUGCUGCUACUACUUGAUGGAUAGGCAGAGCGAGUUUUCAGAUGUUUUCUCAGAGUAAAAACUGCGGCUCCACUCAUUACAAUGAAAAGUCUCUUGAAGUGAAAACAUGAGAUACAUUUUCUUUACCGAUGCCCUUUCCACUGAAAAUAUGUAUAAAACUGUUGUUUUUCUAAAAGAUGAAAAAUGUCACAGGGCCCUCUGGAUCCUCUGCCUGUGAACCAAUAUAAGACAUACACCUAAAAUACAACCUCUGGAUUUAAGUGUAAAGAAAACUGUGAAAACAUGCCUCUCCACUAAAAUCAACUCAAAUUAAUGCCCUUUCAUUUGAUACUAAACAUUAAGAUGCCAUAAUAUAACUUCAUUAAAUGUUGUAUGUUCAGUCGACAUGCAGGGUUUGUGAGUGAAAUCUAGUAGCCCAGAAUUAUUGUUUAUUAUUUAAUUUAAAGCGCCCAUGAAGAGUUUUGAUCAUUUAUGACACAUUCAAUUUCCACAUUGAUGCCAUUUUAUGCCUGACAAAAAAGGAUAAGACCGUCAGGGGAAAGAUUGAUGAUCUUUUUAAUUUUAAUGCCUUGAACUGGUGUGGGGAAGUAGGUGUCAGCCUAGCAGCAGAAGAAACAGCACAGUUUAUAUGUUUUUUAGCUUGAAAUAUUCACAAUAAAUGAUGAAUUUGACUCUCAAAAGUCUGUUGGAUGAGAGUUUUGGGUAAAAUCACUUUUCAGGAAUGUCGAGAAAAGGAAAUUUAUUUGGCUGAAACAUCUCAUCUCCUAUUUACACAAGAAUUAAACAGUCUGAUGUCUGUGGGUACAAAAGAUCUUCAAAAUCUUUCUGUCCUGCAGUGAAGAGAGAGGAGCCGUCCACUACUGUUGUUUUUUGGUCCAUCAAGUGAUGGACUGAUGAUACAAUUGAUGAUCCAUGCUCUUUAGAAUAGACUCCACCUUCCUUGGUCUACAUCUCUCCACCACAUCCUCCAGUGAGUCCAACUUGAAUCCAAUCACAGAGCCAGCCUUUUUCACCAGUUUAUCACCAUAUUGAGUCUGUAUCCUAGCGAUUGUUUCAUGAAGAUCAUCACAUAGAAUCUAGCCGUUGCCUUAGGUGGGAUGUAAACAAGAAUUCUUAUGAUAAGACUGAACUCCCUUGGAACAUAACAUGGCCAAAGGUCAACUGCCAACAGUUCAGUAUCUGGACAACGCAACAUAACUGACAGUUAUGUGUGAAGGGUUACACCAUCUCUGGUUGACGAAUGAAGCCAGACCUCCUCCUUUCUUCUUGCCACUAGCUUGAGCAUCUCUGUCUGAUCUUAUGAGAGUGAAGCCAGGUAGAUCCACACUGGAGUCCGAGUUGUUUUGAUUCAACCAGGUUUCAGUAAAACACAAGGAGACUGCACUCACAGUAUGCUUUCUCAGUCUUCACCAAGAUCUCCAGCUUUAGUUGGGCAGAGAGUACAUGUUUCCCAUAAUGACUUAUGGGAGAAAGGGUUUAUAUCUCCAACCCUUUAACUUUGCUUUCACCUUUGCACCAGCACAGUAACACACCUCUAGAUGUCCUCUGGAACCCGAUACUGUCAUCCAAACCCGCUCAGUCUCAAUAAAAGAAGUUCUUCCUUUCUUGAAUAAACUCUUCUCCUGGCAGAAAUACCAAUUAGCAGUUGACAGUACAGCAGUAUAGUACAAAUAUAAAAAAUAGAGCGAACAUUGCGGAAAAUUCAGAGAGACCAGACUUUGCUGCUACUUGGUUGAGGUAUUGUAUUGAAAAUCUAUUUAAAAAAAUUCAUCAUAGGAGCUUAAAUAAUCAUUACUAUUACUGAGGGGUAAUUUUCAUUUGCUGCUAAUUAUUUAUCAAUAAUUCUUUUUCUUUAACUAGAUUAAAUUUACACAGCAGAAUAUAAGGGCCACAUUAAAGACAAAAGUUUUUGAAAUUAUGAGAACACUAUUAGUAUAAGAUAUGUUACAAAAGAAGUUUUUAUGUUAUGAAAAUUAGGUCUUGAAAUUAUGAGAAUACAGUCAUCAUGUUAUAAGAAUAAAGGGGUGACAAAUUCAUAGUUGUGGUAAAAGGUGAGUGGCCAGCUGUCUCUAUCAAAAUGAGGAAUGUGGAGGAAAGCUGAGACAAGUGGUAUCUGCCUUCCUGACAGCUUUAUGCGGCUAAUCUGUGACUUAAAUAAUGACUGAAAUCUCUACAACUUAAGUUUCAAAUCUUAAUAUUUUCCUAAUAUAGGAGUUCUGCAAGUUCUCAAAUGUUGAGCUCACACUAACAAGUUUGAACGCAAACAAAAACACAGCUACAGCGAACAGGUCAUACCACAGGAUAUGACUUUAAUGCACUGGGGCUAAUAAGCCUCAGGUUUUGCCCAUGUCCCAACAACAAAACAAUGCUAUCUGACUGAGGUUAAUGCUAAAGUUCAAAAUUCAUGGGAUUAUUCUCACAGAUUAGGCUAAAGACCGCCACCUUGAACAAUUAAAAUUGUAAAUGUAACCAAAGCAGGUUUCAUGAUGACUUUAAACGCUGAGGUUAAACACCAAUAAUAACUGAGUAUACAUGUACAGUCUUAUUCUGUAUAAUGUAAGUGUGAUGUGUCUGUAACACACUGUGUGAUUACAGGGUGAACCUCUACAUGCUAACUCUGUCAGUGGAGCUUUGUUUCUCACCCAGCCGUGGCCGGGGAUGGCUCGAAGCAUCUAUGGAGACCACCAGAGAUUCAUUGAUACGUAUUUCAAACCAUAUCCUGGUCAGUGAAAUAAAUCAAACUGCCGCAAUUCUUUUCUGAUCCCAGGCUAUGAACUUUUUUUUUUUUGUCCUGUCAGGUUGUUAUUUCACUGGGGAUGGAGCAUACCGCUCAGAGGACGGCAACUACCAGAUAACUGGACGGAUAGAUGAUGUCAUCAAUGUUGCCGCUCAUCGUCUCGGGUCGGCAGAGAUUGAGGAUGCCCUGGUUAGACUUUUUUUCUGUAAAGCUUAGAUUCUCGUGGCACAUCUAUCUUCAACGCUUUAACAGUGUUGCUCAGAAAACAGCAAGUUUCUCCAUCAGCUAUUUCAUCUCAAAGUCAAUGCUGAGGUGCACAUAGAUGCAAAAUGUGCAUCGGGCUAGUACGACAGAACAGUUUCUACAUUGUUACUAUAAUGUUUCAACUUCCACACAGCUCAAUGUAGGAGUUGUAGAUGCAAAGAUGGUGUUAAAUCCACUGAAACGAGGCACAGCAGGCACAAAUUAUUUUAAACUCAAGACGUGCUGACAGACAAACAUGCUCAAACAAAGUUUCCCAGAAAAGUUUCUAAAGAUUGUUAGACCAUUCUGUAACAAACCAGGGUUCAUUCAAAGUGGACCAUAUGGCUCUAGUUUUAAUGUGCCAAUCCAGGUGAGUCAGUGAUGAACCAGAUUGAAACUCUUUUUGAGCUCACAGCUCAACUAUGUGAACUGGCUGAGGCUUAGUUAUGCUCCCUUCCAUCCUGUUUUUCAAACUGUAUCAGAGAGUUUUAAUCGAAACCUUCCUAAAUGUAGCCGCAUCACACAUAAGCCUCCAGGUUUGCCGAUAUUUUGGUGUUAAAUGUACUCUUUAUGGUACUGUUGUUGAUUCACGUGCACUUACAUUCAGCAGGUUAGAGGAGAUAAAGUCACUCCACAAAGGCCACUAUGUUUUCUGUUUCCUUAUGUUUUGCCCUGACUCUGUUUUAAUGCUGUGUUUGGUGUCUCAGGAUGAGCACCCAGCUGUUCUAGAAACCGCUGUGAUUGGUUACCCACAUGACAUCAAAGGAGAAGGUGAGUGCUCAAACACAUGUGACACUCCUGAACUCCCAUUAUCCUCUGCUGUUUUUAUGUAAUUGUGUUAAAUGGUUGUAAAGUGUUUGGCCAAUGGAUCAUUAGGAGACAAAUGUAAAAAUUAAACUCUCAGGUCCUUCAAAACAAAUGCACAAGGGCAGUGUGUUUUCUUUUUGUGGAAGACAGUCAGGAACUCAGAGCAAGAACACAGAGACAGGAAACAAUUAAAUAUGAUAAAAGUAUGGCAGAUUAGCUUUGACAAUUCAAGAAAGAAUCUCUCCAAUAAAGUAUAAAUGACCAGAGAGUUACAUUCAUAUCAAAUAUUUUCAUGAUAUCACCCUUUCUGUCUGCUGUUUAUGUCAGCAUGUUGUUAGUUUUUUUCUGUUAUUGAUCAAAUUGAUUAAAGUGCCCUUUUUAUUAAAAAAGGCAUCUGUGAUUCAGCCUCAAUAGUUUGUUUGUGAUUAUUGAUCUGCUGAACUUCAGUCAGAUCAGACGCAGCAAAGUGAUCUCACACUGAAACUGAAGAACAUGACACCAGUUUGAUUUAUAACACUCUGCUGCCCCCUGCUGUUCUUUCUUUCCUCCCUUCUUUUCUGCCUCCCAACCCUUCAUCAUUCUUUCAUUUCAUCAUUCCAUUUUUCCUUCCUUUUUUCUACCGUCUUUCCUUUUUACCUUUCUUUUCCCCUCCAUCCCUCUUCUUCUUCCUUCUUUCCAUUCUUCCUUUCUUUUUCUACCUUCCUUCCUUUUUCUUUUUCUUUUUUCUUCCAUCAUUCCUUAUUCCUUCCUGCUUUUCCUCCUACCUUCCUACCUUUAGUUCUUCUUCUUUCCCACCUUCUGUCUUUUCUUCCUACCUUAAGUUCUUCCUUCCUUUUUCUUUUUCUUUUUUCUUCCAUCAUUCCUUAUUCCUUCCUGCCUUUCCUCCUACCUUCCUACCUUUAGUUCUCCUUCUUUCCCACCUUCUGUCUUUUCUUCCUACCUAAAGUUCUUUCUUCCUUCCUUCCUUCCUUCCUUCCUUAAGUUACUCUUCAUUCCUGCCUUCCUUCUUUCCUCCCUACCUUUCUUUUCUAUUUUCUUACGCUUUAUUUUCUUUAUACUUUUUCUUUUCACCUUGUCUUCUUUUUCCUUCUUUUCCUUCCUUUCCUUUCCUUUCCUUCAUUUUUUCCUCUUACUACCUUUGUGUAUACUUUUGCACUCCUUGUGUUUUUUUUGUCUUUUUCUCCAUUUUAUCAUUCCCAUUCUUUGUUUAUCUUUCCUCUUCUUCUUCAGUUCUUUCUUCCUCCCUUUUUUCUUUCUCCCUUUACCUUCUUUACUUGUCCUGGAUUCUUUCUUCCCUUUAGUUUUUUCCUUUAGUUGUUUAUCUCUCUUUCCUGUUUUUUUUAAAAUCUUUUUUCUUCUUUACAUCUUUGUUUCACAGUUUUUAUCAGUUGCUUUGGUGCAUUUCUCACAUCACUAUUAACAUUUGCACAAAAGUUGGUGCAUUUCUCAAAAAAAUCAGUACAAACAGCAAAACCUAGUUGAUGACCUGCAAAGGUGCGUCUCUUUUACUCAAAAUAGAUAGUUGGCUCCUUAAAAGCAAGUACUCAUGUCAAUGACAGUGUCAGUAAAUGAUCAAAAUACAAGUCCUGACAGCAAUGUUUCUGAACCAGAUAGUCAAAUGACUUUGUCAUGUUUUCAUUUUGACAGUUUACUCUCUGUUUUCAAAUGAAAAAAAAGUCAGAUCUUGGUGACACUAUCAGAUGUACAGAUAUGUACAGAUAUUUGAAAACUACAGUAAAUACACAUUACUGUAUUUACAUAGAGGUAACACUAUAACAGCGCUUUGUAUCUUUCUCAACCUUAUGGCAUUGUUUGCAAUCAUCAAUCUACUAUACAGUAAAUAUGUGCUGUAAGUAAGCUGUAAGUAAAUGUAAAAUGUAAAAAGUGACAAGUUCUUGUCCCACUGUGAGCUUCAUGUAUAACACAAUAACAGUAGCGUAGUGCAGAUUGUUUAGUACUGCAUUACUGUCUGAUAGACACACUUGUUCUUCUAACCAAAUGUUUGAAUAAUUGAAGUUACAGUGUUUUUCCCAACGUUUGGCUGAUCCCUUUGGCCAGCCUGAGCCCUUCUGAGGCAAUUCAUGACAGUAUGGCCUACAACUGUAGCCCCAAUUUCAUCAGGAAUCUGCCCAUGUUCUCUGCCUCUUCUUCCUCUUCCCUAUUUUGUCCCACCUCCCCUUUCUCCCCACAUCUUCACCCCUCUUCCACCACACUGGCCUUCCAUUACUGUGUCACACUAUUGUAGAAAUGGUUCAUACUAUGUCCUGCUUGGCUCAUGUGAGGCCUCAUGGUAUUCAGCUCUGAGUGACAGUGGAGAAGUGGCUUAUCAUCGGUUGCAACUACUGCUUCACACAGCCCUCCUCAACAGUGAAGGCUGAGAUUCACCUGAGAGAAGUUGUUUAUUUUAAAAGACAUUUUCAGGAAAAAAGAUAAAGAAAUGUAUGAAAUUUGUCUGAUGGAUUUUGAGGACUUGUUCAAUAUUUUUGUAUGUAAUGACUCAAGCAAUGAAAUGGGGGUAUUAGUUUUGUAGGGAAUGACGAUUCAGCAUUCAUAAGUAUAGUUCAUUUUGACUGACAUGAUGGAAGCAUAUGAUAAUGUUAAACAACAGCAGAGAAUUGUAGGACAGCAAUUGAUGCAUGUCCAAAAGAAUUUGCACUUUGAUGAAAGGAAUGAAAAACUGUUGCUAUGAUGUGCACAAAUCACACAGUGUUGUGGAUUGUGGUUAAACCAACUGCUGUGCAAAUGUUAAUAGUGAUGUGAGAAAUGCACCAAAGCAACUGAGAAAAACUGUCACUUCCUUUACUGUAGAAAAGCUUGAGUUGUUUUUAUGAAGCCGCAUUUACCUUCUGUUUUUUCUUCAGUGAGUUAUUCAAUCUGAAGAUGACAUUGAUGACUAUGGCUUACAUAGAAAACGUCUGUCUGUGCGUGUGUGUGUGUGCGUGUGUGUGUGUGUCUGUGUGUGUGUCUGCGUGUGUAGUACCGUUUGCCUUUGUUGUUUUGAAGGAGGAAUUUUCUGAUGACCCGCCAGCCAUCCUGCAAGAGCUCAGAGAGCUGGUCACCACAAAGAUUGCCAAAUACGCAGUCCCUGAGCAUUUCCUGGUGAGACCCUGCCUACCUCCAAUUUUCAUGGAAACAAAUUCAUCUCAAACAAACAUUUUGUACUCUCAUGAGGGUGAAAGAGAGUCAGUAUGGCGAAUGGGGUGGAAGAACUCUGCUGUUCAGGUGUGUCUCACCUGUUUGUCUCUCAGGUGGUGAAGCGGCUCCCAAAAACACGUUCUGGGAAGAUCAUGAGGCGAAUCCUCAGGAAGGUUGCAAUGGAGAUGACUGGGGACCUGGGCGAUGUGUCGACUCUAGACGAUCCAUCUGUGGUCAAAGAGAUCAUCGAGGCCCACAAACUCUACAGGAAGCAGAGAGGAAAACUGUAG